AUGGAGUGUUUGCGUGAGGACGUUGGUGAUGGAGUGGAGCGUGGGAUGCGCCACCUCAGUAGCACAGACUGGGUGGGGAUAGAAGUAAUCGGUAUGCGAGACAACACGCGCCUUGUCUACUUCCGCCUCCGCCUCCUCCACCUCCUGCGUUUCACUUUGCAACCAUUGGAGGUGGUGGCGUUAGUGCCUUGCCUUGGUGCCAUGGCCCUCAUUGGGCAACGCAUACUUCACAUCGGCACCGUUAGCCUAGUGGUUUGA
Hydatigera taeniaeformis is the source of this 258-nucleotide messenger RNA. The record is from the annotation of a GenBank genome assembly. Lineage: Eukaryota; Metazoa; Platyhelminthes; Cestoda; Cyclophyllidea; Taeniidae.